This is a messenger RNA of Rosa rugosa (rugosa rose), 3517 nucleotides long. RefSeq names its product rho GTPase-activating protein REN1. The record is from RefSeq and is a predicted model, not a curated record. Lineage: Eukaryota; Viridiplantae; Streptophyta; Magnoliopsida; Rosales; Rosaceae. The transcript is spliced from 23 exons. Bases 234 to 2978 code for a protein of 914 amino acids. Gene Ontology annotation, biological process: signal transduction.
CCCAGGUUUGUUUUCAGUUGGGGAACGAACACACAAAAAUUUCUCAUUUUCUCACCUGAAAAAAUCUCAGUUUUUGCGAUUCAAUCCUAUUCUUUCUCAUCUUCCUUCUAUUCCCAAGACCAAAUAACUCGCAUUUCAAUUGGUUUGUGUUCAAAUUCUACACAAAGGUGCAGGGUGUUGAUCUAUAUUGGCUGAGGUGUGGGGGAUGUUUCUCUAACGUUUGGGAUCAGGGAAUGACUAACAUAAUCCCGGAAGCGCCUCAGGGGGAUGGUCAUGCUUCUCCUCCCCAACCCCCGCCUGGCGGCCCUGGUGGCGACCCCAAUCAUCAUGCUGAAUCUCAUGGUUCUCGUGGUGGCAAUACGGUUUUCAAGAGUGGGCCACUCUUUAUAUCUUCCAAAGGAAUUGGAUGGACAUCCUGGAAAAAGAGAUGGUUUAUUUUAACUCGUACUUCGCUGGUUUUCUUCAGAAGUGAUCCUAGUGCUGUUCAGAAGGGGAGUGAAGUGAAUUUGACCCUUGGUGGUAUUGACCUCAACAAUUCAGGCAGUGUGGUUGUCAAAGAAGACAAAAAACUCUUGACUGUACUCUUUCCAGAUGGUCGUGAUGGGCGAGCCUUCACACUUAAGGCUGAAACUUCGAAAGAUCUACAUGAAUGGAAGGAAGCACUGGAUAACGCUUUGGCACAAGCUCCAAGUGGCGCUCAUGGUGUGGGGCAAAAUGGUAUCUUGGGGAAUGAUCAGACAGACUCCAAAAAAGGUUCUUUGGACCAGCCAAAGGAGAAACCACCUGUGAAAUCUACAAUUAUUGGGGUGCCUAUUUUGCUGGCCUUGGAAGACGUUGAUGGAGCUCCAUGUUUCUUGGAAAAAGCCCUUAGGUUCCUAGAAGAACAUGGAGUCAAGGUAGAAGGAAUCUUACGACAAGCUGCAGAUGUUGAUGACGUUGAAUCUCGAAUACGGGAAUAUGAGAAGGGGAAAGUUGAUUUUUCUCCCGAGGAGGAUCCACAUGUCAUUGCUGAUUGUGUCAAGUAUGUCCUCCGAGAGUUGCCAUCUUCUCCAGUCCCUGCAUCUUGCUGUAACGCACUGCUAGAUUCCUUUCGCAAGUCUGGUAAUGAUCGGGGUGGUAGAAUCAAUGCCAUGCGUACGACAAUAUGUGAUACAUUCCCGGAGCCAAACCGUCGUUUAUUGCAAAGAAUUCUAUUGAUGAUGCAAACUAUUGCUUCUCACAAAGCCGUGAAUCGAAUGAGCUGCUCAGCAGUGGCAGCUUGCAUGGCUCCCUUACUUCUUCGUCCACUCCUAGCUGGGGAUUGUGAAAUAGACAAUGAUUUUAGUGUGGGUGGCGACAAUUCGGUUCAGCUUUUGCAAGCAGCUGCUGCAGCUAAUCAUGCUCAAGCAAUUGUUAUAACUUUGCUGGAGGAGUAUGAUAACAUAUUUGGGGAAGGUUCCAUAUCCGGUGAACUAUACAGUGACACAGAUGAUGAUGAAACUGAAACCGAGGGGGAAACUGAAGAUGAUGAGUACUAUGAAGAUGAUGAAACUGAGUCUGGAGAAUACGAUGACGAUGAUGAUGUUGAAAUUGUCAGUGGGUCAUGCAGUGAGAGUGAUGAAGAUGAUGAACAGUUUGACAAUAAGGCUGGUUCCAAGGUUCCUGAUGGAGGCAAUGAUAGCAAAUCUCCAAAGAAGUUGUCAUCAAGCUCACUUAAACAUGUGAAGCAUCAAUAUAGUGUAAAAAGCAAUGAUAAUGAGUCUACUGGAGUAGCAGGUGUUUCUAGAGAAACAAGCUCUGUGCAUCAGUCAACUGGCCAUGGCCUUCCAUGCAUGCAAAAAUCUUCAACUAUAUCCAAUGGACCUGAUUAUGGUGCAACGCAUCGUCCUAACUGGGGACGUACCGGUGCAAGGAAGAACCUUUCCAUGGAAUCCAUUGACUUCGGUGUUGAGGAGGAGGAUGAAGAAAUCCAGAGGCUAGAGAUUACAAAAGCUGAGUUAGAAAAUAAAAUUGUAGAAGAGGUUCAAGGGAAUGUAACUCUGCAAGCAAAUCUAGAAAAGCAGAAGAAGGCCUUGCUUGAACGUCGUCGAGCUCUCAAACAAGAUGUGGCAAGACUACAGGAACAGUUACAGAAGGAGAGAGAUUUGGGAGCAGCCCUUGAAGCAGGGCUAAAAAUCUCCGAGGGCCAUGUACCUAAUUUAGCCGAUGUUGAUGAAAAAACAAGGGCAGAGCUUGAGGAAAUGGUUCAGGCAGAGGCGGAUUGUACCAACUUGAAAAAGAAGGUUGAUGAUCUAGGUGUGCAGCUUAAUCAACAACGUGAACGAAACUAUGGCUCUAGCUCUGCGUCUGAUGCAUCCAAUUUGUCGCGACAUAGUCAUAAUACAAAACAGCAGACGAAGGAUAAACAGAAGGAUAGUGAAGCAGUAGUCCCUUCACAUGUUGAACCGUCAAGAAGUAAGGAUGGUCAUCAAGAUGGCACAGAAAAUGCAAAUGAGAGGAAGGUGGAUGGACUACAUAAACUCUCCCGACUUGUUGGUGGUAUAUCCGAUUCUUCUGCAGUGGAACCAGUUGUUGCCAAGCAUGGCAAGAAAGGGGGUGAGGGGGGUAGUACAUCUUCAGCAAUAACAAAGUUGACAUCGCGACUAAACUUUUUGAAGGAGCGGCGGAGCCAAAUAGCUAAUGAAAUUCAAAGCAGAGAUAAAGUUCAAUCUUCCCAAAACUUGGAGAAAUGUCAAUCGCUCCCAGAUAAUCCGGAAAAAGUUAGAGGAUUGGAAGGGGCGGUAUCAAGCCAAAAGUCAGAAAAACUCAGAAAGGCUGAGAGUCACUCUGAGAGUAGAGGGAAAAAGUCAGAAGCCCAACAACAGCAUAUCCUGGACAGAGGAAAAUCAGAAAGCCAUCUUUCUGUUGACGUGGACAAAGGUCGAGUCAUUGACAGUAGUAGGAGUAGUAGCAGCAGCAGUAGUAAACCUUUCCCUUCUCCAAGGAAAGACAACAGAUGAUACCGGGUUGAUAUGUUUUUAUCAAGGACAAGAGGAUUAGUUUGUCGCACAUGGCAUCUUAUUAUUUCUUACAAGACACUGCUGCUGGACAUGGAAUUGAACCUUAGUGCAUAUUGAAGGUGAGGAAGUUCAUUGAUAUAAGAAUCCUGGAAAAUAGCUGGUUUAAUUUGAUGCCGAUACCAAAAUAGUUGCUUGAGUCUGUGGACCUCUGUUCCUAAUCCUCAGAAUGUACAGAUAAAGCAUCGCCUUGAUGAAGCUGAAUUAUUUGUAAUCUGACUGCUCAUUUCUGCUGGCACAAAGUGACGCAGCAGAGCUGAUUAGUGUUUGCAUCUGUUGUAUGGAUGAUGAAAUAUCUUAUUUUGGUUCUGGUUUCUUAGCGUAAGCUGAUAAAUCCUAGUGGACAUAAUUCACGUUUGUGUGAAUGUGCCAUUACAUUCCUUAACUGUGUUAACUAAACAGUGUUUAUUUCAAAUGUUUGAACUUUGAAGGAGAAUGUUUGGACACCUCUAAAUUAGAAUGAAGAAUGUUUAAUGUUCAAA